Molecule: messenger RNA, 807 nt
Organism: Impatiens glandulifera
Lineage: Eukaryota; Viridiplantae; Streptophyta; Magnoliopsida; Ericales; Balsaminaceae
Product: basic leucine zipper 43-like
Exons: 1
Coding region: 79-684 (201 amino acids)
Biological process (GO): regulation of DNA-templated transcription
Molecular function (GO): DNA-binding transcription factor activity
Source: RefSeq, a predicted model, not a curated record
CCCAACAUCCUCAGCAAACCUAACUUGUAUCUUCUCUUCUCUAUUUCUCCUUUCACAUUGACAAAGAAAGAAGAAGCCAUGAUGAUCCCAUCAGAGAACAACUUCAUGAUCAACAACAACCCAUGUCCCUUUCCCUUUAAUAACAACAUCAUAACCACCAUGACUCAUAAUAACAACAACGGUUUCUUUGGCAACUUCCCCAUUUCACAAACCACUUACGAUUUUGUUCCCCAGCCAUCGUGUCUCCUCGGGUAUAACUCGACCUCAGAUGAAACCGAGGAGGAAUUACACCAGCAGCAGCCAGGAAUGGUUGACGAGAGGAAGAAGAGAAGGAUGAUCUCCAACAGGGAGUCGGCUAGGAGAUCGAGGAUGAGAAAGCAGAAGCAUCUUGAUGAACUUUGCUCACAGGUCAUGCGGUUGAGAAUGGAGAACCAAAACCUCAUCAAUAAGUUGAACCAUGUGGCUGAGUGCCAUGACAAGGUCCAAAGAGAGAAUACUAGACUCAAGGAAGAGGCUUCCGACCUUCACCAGAUGGUUUCGGACCUCGGAAUUGAUAGUAGUAGUAGUCCAUUCUCACUUCUAGUUGCGGAUCUUCUUGAGGAUGUUAACUGUAAUACCGCUCAUCUCAGAGCAGAGUCCUCCAACCAAAAAAGCAUGACAUCUUCAUCAAGUCUGCUUCACUGAGAAUCAUUUCUUAACUUUUUUGUUGUCAGCUUGUAUCUGUCUAAGUGAGAAAUAACUAUCUUAUGAACUCUGUUUUACCGCAUCAAAAUCAGUUAUCCAUAAUGAAUUCCAUUUUUCUUCUCA